Molecule: messenger RNA, 7432 nt
Organism: Gopherus flavomarginatus (Mexican gopher tortoise)
Lineage: Eukaryota; Metazoa; Chordata; Testudines; Testudinidae
Gene: MLEC
Product: malectin
Exons: 3
Coding region: 13-711 (232 amino acids)
Cellular component (GO): membrane
Molecular function (GO): carbohydrate binding
Source: RefSeq, a predicted model, not a curated record
CGGGAGCCGGAGAUGGGGGCGGCCGGGGCCCGCUGGGCGCCUGGGGCGGCUCUGGUGCUCGCGGCCCUGCUGGGGGCCUCGGGAGCCGGCCUGGCCGACAACGUGAUCUGGGCAGUGAACGCGGGCGGCGAGGCCCAUGUGGACGUGAACGGCAUCCACUUCCGCAAAGACCCGCUCGAGGGCCGGGUGGGCCGAGCCUCUGACUAUGGCAUGAAGCUGCCAAUAUUGCGGUCCAACACAGAGGAUCAGAUUCUGUACCAGACUGAGCGUUACAACGAGGAGACCUUUGGGUAUGAAGUCCCCAUCAAGGAAGAGGGUGACUACGUUGUGGUGUUGAAGUUUGCUGAAGUUUAUUUUGCACAGUCCCAGCAGAAGAUGUUCCAAAGCUGCAACCUCACCCUGGCCUGGAAAAAAAGGAGGAUGAGGAAGAUGAAGAAGAGUAUGAAGAAGGCUCCAGCGUCAAAAAACAGGCCAAUAAGAACCGGGUUCAGUCAGGCCCCCGGACACCAAACCCCUACGCCUCAGACAACAGCAGCCUCAUGUUCCCUAUAUUGGUGGCCUUUGGUGUCUUCAUUCCUACCCUCUUCUGCCUUUGCCGGUUGUGAGGGCAAGCCCCAUGCAGAGAUGCAGUGGCAGGGGCCGCAGGCCAGGAGGAAAGGAGUCGGACCAAAUGUGGUUGCUUUGAGUUUCUCCAUAUUUUUCAUAAUUUAAGGGAAAAAAAAAGUUCAUUUGGAAUGAACGGCAGGUACAGGUAAAGGGGGGAGCUCGCCUUCCCCCAGCCAGCGAGGCCUUGGCUUCCCCUGUUGCACCAUAGGCAGCAUCCCUUCCUCUUCGGGGCACUUGAGAUUAAACUGGAUCCUUGCUGUCUGUCUGGGCUGAAGGAAGCUGAUGCUGGCGAACUUUGGUCCAUAUCCCGCCUGGAGAGGAAGCUGCGUGACCCAAACGUUGUGCCCUUGUCCAGGUGGAUAAUUGGUCCCGGCUUAAGAAGCUAAGCAGGGAAGCGCUCUCUGAAUGUUGCCUGGAAAAACAGCCUUUGAAGUGAGGCCUAGAUGUGUGUGGUGGUCAGAAGUGUGCACAGAUGUUCUGGUGCCUUUGGGUGACAAUUAUGGGGGAAAGAGACUGGCUUUUCAACAGCGAUCUGAAUGCGUGUAACUAAAUGCACGAUACUUCUCUGUCCUAAAGAUACACAGGCUCAGACUUGCUGAUGGGUCUCCAGGAAAGGUUCCAGCUUUAGAGUGAGUUGCAAAAAGAGCUGAGGGAAUUAUUUGGCCUGAUUUUAUGCACCAGUUGGGAGAAACUUUCCUAGUUUGAUAAUUGUGUAAUGUUAGAUCGUUGCUGCAGAGGUUCUGCUGUGACCUGCAAUAGGCUGGCUUUUUGCUGCAGUGUCUCUGCCCCAGAUGCGUUUGGUUUCUGUAUCAGCUGUGGCUUUUAUUUUCCUUUUUAAUAUUUUUCUUCGCAGUGGCUCACUUCAAGCCCCAUCCCACCUUGCCCUCUCUAGUGUUCAGUGUCUCCCCUGGAGGGGCUGAGAACCAGGUGACCAAAAAAAUGGAGGCUCUGAGCCCCCAAUGCUUGUGCAUCCCUGCUAUGAUCAAUAAUCUGGCAGCCAUAAAACAGAGUAGUGCAACCUUGAAGUACUUUCCAAUAACCCUGUAAUCCUUCUGCAUCAGCUGCAUUGAUCUGAUCCAGUCUGCAGUAAUGUGAGAUUGCAGUCUGUACCUACCAUUAACUAUCUUGCGUAGGCUUUGGAAUAUCAGGAUGUGCCUAAGAAUUGGAUGCUGGCAAGUACCAAGGUGCCCAGCCUCUCAGUCCUGUAGGAUGAGCAUGUCCAUCCAUUGUGGAGAAUCUGAAAUGGAUGGAAACUGAUGUAGAUCAGUCUGGUCAGCUUCCAUGGUCACCUAAUGAUGGGUCUGAGCUACCCUGUUCACUUUCCCCCUCUGACAGCUUAGCAAGUGGACUCUGCACUCACAUGAAGAGCAUGUGUUCUCUGAGUGGAGUGUCAGGAGUGGCUACUUUGCUCUGGAUCUGAGUCUGGUGUAAUCAGGAGAGCAGUGUGGAAAACAGAAGCCUGCAAUGUGCAGUCCACACACACUUCCUGAUCUGGAACUGAAGGUCCUUGGGCAGCUGGCAUUUAAGAUCUGAAUCUGCAAGGUGCUGAGCAGCUUCCAUUCCCAUUGACUUAUGGGAGUUGGCAGUGCUCCCUUCCUCACAGGAAGUGCCCAACACCUUGCACAGCCAGGGUAAAGGGUAUUCUUUGGAGCUUAAGUCUUGAGACACCAGCCUUGUCAGCUUUAAUUCUAAUAACAUCCAUCCUCAGGGCAGAAUUCUCUUUGCCUUGGGCUAAAUAUUUUUUUUUGGCAAGCAUCUCAUCUACUUCAUACUGUGCAGCUUGACUGAGAAGUAAUGCCCCUGCUGCUCCUGCCUGGAUUCUGACUUUUCUUAUCAGUUGCUUUUGAGCACAAUUGUGUGUAGCUACUCAACUCACACCUGGCCUUUUGAUAAUCUAGACAGAGCAUCUUGGUGAAGGGUCAGCAGAGCUCUAUGAAUAGUCCUUUUACAGCAGCCAAGACAUUUACUUUCUUCCUAUUAAUUUUCAAGCUGUGGAAAGUGUUGCCCAACCAUGAGUGCCAAGACAGAAGCUAGGGACAUUCUCAGAGCAUUGGUCCCCAAAGCAGCCAUCUUUCUGAGCAAGUGCAUUGCUGCUUUGUGUUUAACCACAAUUCUGAUUCUGUGAGUCCAGUGCAAAAUAUAGUAUCCAGCUGAGCUUUCUCCCAUUGCUACUGUCAGCCACUAAUGCUCGCACAAGCAGUUCAAUUGGUAAAACAGUCAGAGAAUGCUUGACCGUAAUGAAACCUACCCACGGGGAGGAGAAGGCGAGCAGUAGAUCUCCAGAGCAAGCCAAGCUCUGAAACAGUGAGAGGCCUGGGACUAGCAGCUCAUUCAGCUGUUUCCUCCUGGACUCUUAUCACUCCUAAAUGCUUAUUUUCUUAAUGUAUGAGUCAAUUAAAAAGGUGUAUUUUGAGGACAUUUUUAAUUACAGGCAUUGCCACUCAGAAAAUUUUGUCUAAACUUAUGAUUUCCCCAGAUCUCUUUGGCCACCAUCUGAUCACUCUAACACAGUAGCACAGCACAGGGUGUGGAACCUUAAUCAAAUAGCAGGAACUUCUUGGGUUCAGCACAAACUGCCCUGAUUCAUUAGGCAAACCGAGAACUUGAUCCUGAAAACAACAAGGCUUCCAACUGAGGAGAGUGCUCUUCUCUUCCCCUGAGAUGCCAGCAUUUCUUAGACACAAGUCUCCUUCAGGACCCCUCAGUCUCUGCACAGCUUGAGCUCCAGGGCCCGCAUCUAGGAUCAUAGGUGGUAGAGAUGGAAGAGGCCUGUUAGAUUAGUCCAUUCCUCUGCAAGGCCAGGGUAGCUGAUCCUGCCCUGUUCCUUCUAACAGUGGCAAUGCACUUGCUCUGUGCUGGACUCCCACCUGAGGAUGAAGCAGCGUGUCUUUAGAGGUAGCCAGCACGGCAUUAGACUUCUGCUGUGUGUUGCAGCCUAUGUUUUUAAAAUAAAAUUAAUUCAGUUUAUUUUUUUUUAAUUGGAAUAUUUUUUGCUCUGUUUACCCAUAACUUGGUUAUCAAGCCUUCUCUUCUGCACUGGGGGUGAGGUACUCACAUGGGUUUGCGCUCCCUCCCUUAGCUGCUUGCUGGGUCAUCUGGCCCCAUGAUGGUACUAUAAUAAAGCAAUUUUCCUUUUUGCUUUCCUGUUUCAACCCUUCCCUUUCUGGCAGCUUCAGACUUCAUUUGAAGGAUCCUUUUGGGACAAGUAAAACGUGCUUUGUUUUUUAAAUAAGGACUAUUAAAGGGGAGUAGGGUGCAGUGGUCAGAGGGACCCAUCCAAUGUAUGAAUGGAUAUUGAGGUCUGAUUGUGGCUCGCUUUUGCCUAGAUCUCUUCAUAGCUGCAUCUGCAUUUUGACUGCUUAAAACUGGCAAGAGGUACGCAGCUUGGGGGUGGUGGUUUAGGGCUACUUUAUUUUUCUGUUGUUGAUAUAUUGGAAUAUCUUAUCGUUCAGCCGUUGUCUUUCACUGAAGUUGGUUUCCAUUUGUGUUUAGGGAUGGAUGGUCAAGCAAAUACAGUCACAGGCGAGGCUGCUGCAUGGUGGAAAUGAGUGAAGAGUCAGUGAUUGCUUCCAUGACACAUUUCAAACUCUGGCUGGCUGUUUGCCUUUGGAAUGGCUGCGCCGCUGUUCUACUUCCCUAAAGGAGUAGCUUUUCCACGGCCUUACGCUCCGGUAGUCUGUAAUGCAGGCCAGUGCCCUGGGGGUUAGGAGACCAGUUAGAAACAACCAAGGUAGUUUAAAAAUUCAGUAUCACAAACAAAACAGCAGUGGGCAAAUACGGACCUGGUCCCUGUGUGCACGGCCUUGCUAUAGUGGGCAGGGUGGAGUGAGUACAUUCAGGCCACAGUUCAGUGUACCUUGAGAAGCCUGUGGAUGGACAGUUGUGUUCUGUGGGACAGAUUGUUUAGAAAACAGGUUUAGUCAAGUUUUUUUUUUUUUCCCUAAAAACAAAAAAGCAAUGUGAUGGUGAUAUGGGCUUGACUUGAACCUUCCCAGCCCAGGGUAUUCAAACUGCAGGUGGAGAUUCUUUGGUUUAUGUUUUUCCUCCCCACCUGCUGUGCCUAGGGUGUAGGAUCUCAGAAUAGCAGGCAGCCUUACACACCUGAGUCCUCCUUCUGCAAAGCAGUUGGGAGAGUGAGGAUCUGUUUCAUCCUUAACUCUGAAUUCUGUGGGCAUUAGUAGCUUUAAACCGUCCCUGUAACUUUGUACUGUAGUGUUUGUGUGAGUGGAACGAUAUCUAACCUUUCCCUGUGGGAUUGCAGGUGGAAGCAAGUGGAAUGCCAAAGCAAAUCCUUAUGUUCAUUUUUGGUGCCUUUUUGUUGUGGUUUGAUCACAAGUCUGUUGGAAGAAGCUUCUGUUUUAAGGAACUUCUGUUUCCUCUUUAAAUCUAACUCCUGGAGGAGACGGUCCCUAAUCCAGGCACUUCCCCCUCUAAAAGCAGCAGGCAUUCUCUUACCGUCCUGUGAUCCAUGCUCUGGAAUGUCCUACCUGAAGUACGGUGCGACUUGUGAAUAUCCUCUGAUAGUUUCUGUUGCUGGAUGCAUAGUAAUGGAUGUGAUAGGGGAACUGGCAGGCUCCUUCAGGUUUGUUCUCCCCAAAGAAAUCUCCAGAGGGAUGGGGAGCUUCCAGGAAACAUUGUCCCCAUCUGGCCAUGGUUUUCAGGGGCUUGGUGAAGGUCAGAUUUUGGGUAGGAGCGUGGUCCUCAGCAUGGCUUCAGUCCUGAUUCUGCAGCAGUAGCGAAGUUUAUGGCAUGAUGUCAACCCCAUCCCGCAUCAGGACCUUGCUAGCAAAGGUCUUCCCGUAGAGUGGCCAUUGUGGCAGGGACUCUAAACCAAGAGCAGAAUACAGUACUUCAUCCCUGGCUUUGCUGUGGUUGAGACUGGACUAGCAGCAACCAUUGGAAACAUAGUCCAAUUUCAGCUGUAGCCUGCAUAGUCCCUUUGGAAAAGGAUAGAAAACUACUGGAUUCUGCAUGACUCUUGAUGUGUAACAGAUUCUGAGAAAGUGGUUUGGGACAAAACUUCUCUUAAACUCCUGCUAGUAGCAGACCCUCUGUGGCAUCUGUCUGCUCCUUGUUCCAUUUAGGGCAGGAGAGAGAUCUGCUUAGUGGGAAUCUCAGGGGGAGCAAGGUUUGGAAUCUCAGAAUCAAUUCCACUAUCUGGCUCUGCUACAUCUCCAUAACAAAUGCAUGCAAAGGUCUAAUGGGACUAGGCUUGGGGUUUUUUACACACUUGCCUCUGUUUCCACCAGAUUUUAUCCAGUGAUUAAAUAAGCUUAGGCAUGUAUUCUUGAGGAGGAAUAUAUCAUGUGGGUUGGAACUGAGAACUCCUCCCAGGAAAGGAUGGAGCCUAGUAAAUAGGCACCAAGUUCCUGAUCUUGACAUAAUGGUUAGGGGAUGCAUCAGACCCAUGAAACUUGUGAUUAUUUCACAUCAGUUCUGAACAGACUCAUCGCAAGAAUAUGAUAGUACUUAAUUUCUGGCAUUGGUCUGUGAGGAGGAGGUUGCAGCCAGGGUUCUGUCUUCCUGGACUCUGGCUUACUCAGAGUUUAUAGCUAUAUAUUAAAGAGCUUUCUGAAGAGAUCAAGGAAAUGCUCUGGGGCACUCUGUGCCAGGUCUAGUCAGCACAACUCUCAUUGCUGACAUUGGUUUUUAUUCCCCCCUCCCCCACCCCAAUAAGUGUUUUAUUAAAAAAAAAAAAUACAGAAGUGCUUUCUUCCCUCCCAGAGAGAGUGCUGUCUGCUCAGGAAAUGUGAAUAAUCCAUAGCAAACAGCAAAAGUUCAGGAGGCUGCGGGUAGAGGUUAAUCCCAGGGAAAGUGGGGAAACAGCAGCUCAGACAGGUGUCAAGAGCAGUUUUUAACAAGUCUUGUUUAACCAGAAACUCUUAGUGUGUGUGUGAAUCUAGGAAAUGCAAAAUCUUUGAGCCAUAGUUAUUUCUUACUCAUGUGUGUUAGGGGUGUGCUUAUUUGUUCUCUCACAGUGAUUCGGUUUUAAUCCAAGCAUGUUCAGUCAGAAUCUUGGAGUGACUAAAACACCCACUAGAGGCUGAUAAACUUGGGCCAGGGCUGCUCCUGGGGACGUCUUGCACUCAAGCUCUUCCUGCUUAAGAAACUAACCAGUCUGUAAGGUGGCUCCAGGCUGCAUGAAACAAAAGUAGAGUUCUCAGGGCCGCUGGAGAAGUAGCUUGGAUUGCCCAAGGCUUUAGCCCAGUUACAGUGACAAUGUUUGGGUCCCAUCUGCACAGCAACUCUUAACUGUUUUGUAAGUGGGUCCCAUGACGUGGAUAUGGUUGUGUAGACAAGGCCUGAAUGAGCUGCUUGCAGGUCCCUCUUGCUAAGGGAACACUGGCUUCUUGCAGUCAGCUGAUUUGUUGAGCAUUAAGAACCACACAGUUGCAAGCUCUACUCAAGGCUGCAAGACUCGAAUGACCACGAACGAUAUAGCAAUAUGGCGAGAAAUAUCAAUUUCUUUUGGGUUAAAUCUUCAUCUGUAUUAGUAAUCAGUACUAAAGGGUUUUGAAGGAGGAUUUUUUUUUUACUGUCCAUUGCUUUGUGUUAUAACAACUUGCGGUAACUGUUUGUUUGUAUCAGUCUUAGGCCCUGGGUUAAAAGCACAGAUGUCUAUUUCUGAUUGGACUGGCUUUGCAAAGGCUUGUUCUUUUGGGGAGAAGAGCUGGGUGUGUGGGUGGGUUAUUUUAUUUUUGGUACAUGUAGCUGUUUAUUUUUUAAUUUUCCCAGGAUGUUUGGUUGAGGGAAUGUUCUGAAAUCUACUGCCUGGCAGUUUUAACCAGCAGUGUAUUAAAGGAAAAUAAACAAAAUUAUAUUGUCA